Messenger RNA from Sinocyclocheilus rhinocerous, 1519 nucleotides. RefSeq names its product SRY-box transcription factor 2 (gene sox2). Gene Ontology annotation, cellular component: nucleus. The record is from RefSeq and is a predicted model, not a curated record. The coding region runs from base 59 to 712 and encodes 217 amino acids. Gene Ontology annotation, biological process: negative regulation of transcription by RNA polymerase II; brain development; positive regulation of transcription by RNA polymerase II. The transcript has a single exon. NCBI's taxonomy places the organism in Eukaryota, Metazoa, Chordata, Actinopteri, Cypriniformes, Cyprinidae. Gene Ontology annotation, molecular function: DNA-binding transcription activator activity, RNA polymerase II-specific; RNA polymerase II cis-regulatory region sequence-specific DNA binding.
GUCCGAGAGCGAGAAGCGGCCGUUCAUCGACGAAGCCAAGCGCCUUAGGGCUCUCCACAUGAAGGAACACCCGGAUUACAAAUACAGACCCCGGAGGAAAACCAAGACCCUCAUGAAGAAGGACAAGUACACCCUGCCGGGCGGACUUCUGGCGCCGGGCGGCAACGGCAUGGGCGCCGGUGUGGGUGUAGGGGCCGGGUUGGGCGCUGGGGUCAACCAGAGGAUGGACAGUUAUGCCCACAUGAACGGCUGGACCAACGGAGGCUACGGCAUGAUGCAGGAGCAGCUGGGUUACCCGCAGCACCCGGGACUGAACGCGCACAACACGGCGCAGAUGCAGCCCAUGCACCGCUACGACAUGAGCGCGCUCCAGUACAACUCCAUGACCAACUCGCAGACCUACAUGAACGGAUCGCCCACCUACAGCAUGUCCUAUUCGCAGCAAAGCACGCCGGGAAUGACGCUGGGCUCCAUGGGCUCGGUGGUCAAGUCUGAGUCCAGCUCGAGUCCGCCGGUGGUCACGUCGUCCUCUCACUCCCGCGCCGGACAGUGUCAAACGGGGGACCUGCGGGACAUGAUCAGUAUGUACCUGCCCGGGGCGGAGGUCCAGGAUCAGAGUGCCCAGAGCAGACUGCACAUGUCCCAACACUACCAGAGCGCACCUGUGCCCGGCACGACGAUUAACGGCACGAUUCCCUUAUCGCAUAUGUAAAUUAACUUUUCUACACUCCUUUGGACUAUUUUUGUACAGAACACUUUGGGGAGGGAAAAGUUGUAUAGAGCUCAAGGAAAGAACACAAACUUUUGCUUUCUAUUUAAAAAUGGAACGGUAGGAACUCCACACAGUUUUUCGUUCUGUUGUUCUUUUUUCCCUUUUCUGUUCUGUUCUGUUCUUUUUAUUAUUCCAGAAGGUGUAUGAGAUUUGGAAAGCUGAAACGGGGGAGAUCGAAUCAAAUGUUUUAUUAUUGCAAUCGACUUUUGUACAGUAUUUAUCAAAGACACAUAAUAACAACCAGAUGUAAUGUUUGUAAACAGCGGGAAGUUACAUUUUUUAUAAAAGGCAAAAUGAUGGCACAACUGAUGUUUACUUCAGUAUAUGCUUCAAUAUUCUUCUGCAAACGCUGAAAUGAAAGAACGGGAUAAAAAGAGUUUCUCGAUGAAGGUGCAUAGUAAUAAACCGUUAUUUUAUUAUAGUAGGCUAUUGUUAUUAUUAUUAAGUUCUAAAUGAGAGAACAAACAGAGGCACUCUCGCAGGUUAGGUUAUUUUAUUUGAUUCUUUUCGGUCUCACUCCUCAUCUGUUAGGUAUAUGAAGUUUGUGUUCUUUAUUUUCUCAUGGUUUGUAAAUUUUCUGUACAUUUUCUGUGAUAUUUUAAGUUUUUAUUUUAAAAACUUUCACUUUUCGUAGUUGUAAAAUGUGGCCUGUACGCAGUUGCCAACGCUCCAUGUAUAUACUUUAACUAAUAACAUCAUUAUAACAGUUACAAUCUGAGUUUUUUUUUCAAUAUGCAGUUUGAAAUG